CCUAGGUUAACAUAUCUGGGUCCUUCCAACACUGGCGAGAAGUAAAGUAUGUUGUCCCCAUUUUGCUAAUGGCAGGGGGUGGGCAUUGACGUUCCCAGGGGUAGAGCCGUAAAAAGCCGAGUCGGAUUCUGAUUCAAGUCAGGCUUGAGGGUGGGCUGGCUCUUGCGUGGCUGGGAGAGACAUGUCGUCAUCAUCAUGAUGUUAAGUCUGUCGGGACAUUGUUUUCUCAGGGGCUGAACCUGCAGGACAAAGUGGCCCGUGCCUGAGGGUGUCUAGUGGAGCAUUCUGUUCCUGCAUGCUUUAUUGUAUAAAACAUUUCUAACCGUACUAACUUCCUUGUGGUGUCCAAGAAAUAAGACAGCCUCUAGGAAGAACUUUGCCCCUUUUAUUGCACCAGUGCUGCACGAACAUUGACGAGAGGGUGGGGCUGGGGUUCAGGAAGAAAUAAAUACACAAUAUGGGCCCUGAGUUAGGGUUUCUCCGAGCACCCCCGACCCCAACCCAGAAUGCAGAGGCCAUGGUGCAGCCAGGCAGUUGGGCGUCAAGGACUGAUCUGCAUUAAAUGGGCGAGACUCAGGUAUUCAUUGGCCAGCCAGCAAGGGGAGCGAUGAUAGCCAGGGUGGCAUGAAACAGCCGUGAGCUGGCAAACGUCCCCUCCCUGGGAGCCCAGUGGUGUGACCAGGCGAGCCAGCCAGGCUGUGUUUAAGGCAGACAAAAUGGGCUUUAUGGGUUGGUAAGAAAAGAGGACCCGCCGAUUCUGAAGAGUGGAGAGGAAAUGCCUGCGUAUUCCUUUAGGAUGGGGAGCAGAUAAUAACAGAAGAGAUUCCCAGGUGAUUGCAAAUAAAGGAACAUUUUAACACGCCAGGAAAAUCAUGUCUGCCUACUACCGGAAUAACGCCUAUGAGGAAGAUCCAGAUGCUGCUUACUAUUCCGGGUCUCAGAACCAUCCUCGGGGAUAUUUGAACACUCCAAACUAUCCAGAACCUCCAGAUCCUCUGAACAACCCAGACUACCCCAGCACCAGGAGGAACCCAUACUCUGCAGAUUCCAGAACAGGUCCAGACUAUCCUGGGUCUCUAGCAGAACCAGAUUAUCCUGGAUCUCAGAGGAAUCCAGACUACCCAGGCAACAGGCACAAUCCCUAUGCUGCAGACUCCAGAAGUUCAGACUAUCCCGCCUCUUGGGCAGAGCCAGAUUAUCCUGGAUCUCCGCCCAAUCCAUACCACUCAGGCCCAUCCAGAGAGCCAGACGACUCUGCCUCUCAACGCAAUCCUGCUUUCGCAGGUUCCAGGAGCAGUGGAAAUUAUGCAGGCUCCAGAACAAAUCCAGAUUAUCUGGGCUCCCUGGGAGAACCAGACUACCCUGGAGCUCAGGGAAACACUACCUCUCCCGGCCCCAGCGCCAAAUCCAACCAGCCAGGCUCCAGAAGGAAUCCAGAAUCUGCGGGUUCUAGAAUCAAUCCGUACAUAGACGCUCUGGGACAGCCUGAUUAUCCAGGUGCUGAGAAUCAACCUGAUCCUCCAAACUUUUGGGGGGAACCAGACUAUCCUGAUGCUGAGGACUAUCGCCAUGCUCCAAACUUGUGGGGGGAGCCUGAUUACCCAGGAGCUGAGAAUGGCUCUUCUGAGAAUCCAGAAAUGAACAGGGAAAUGCUCAGCAGAACAUCUUCCAUCCGGCCCUCUUUUCACCGUGGAGGUGACGGCCCCUUGGGCAUCCUUGGGAGAGAAGAUGGAGAUAACCCUGAAAACAUUGAAAUGACAUCCAUGGAGAUGGCAAAUCCAUACAGCCACUCUGUGCCAGGUGCUCCUGACCGUGGCUAUGUGAACCCUGCUUAUGUGGGUGACGAUGGCCGGGGCCAAGCUGACAGAGACCCACCAUUAUCGGGACAUGAUUGGUUCAAGUCUCCCCAAGGACAAAAAUUAAUCGCCUCCCUGAUUCCCAUGACUUCUAGAGACAGAAUUAAAGCCAUCAGGAAUCAGCCAAGGACCAUGGACGAGAAAAGGAACCUUAGGAAAAUAGUUGAAAAAGAGAAAAGCAAGCAGUCUCGUCGUAUCCUGGAGCUCACCUGCUGUGCUCAGUGCCUAAACUCCAUGUCGCUGACAUACCGGAGAGUCAAGAACAGCCUGUCCGAACUCCUCCAUUCCAUCAACCUCUGGCAGAAGACGUUCAAGGUCAUCAGAGGCAAGUUCGGCACCAGCGUCCUCUCCUAUUUCAACUUUCUGAGAUGGCUUUUGAAGUUCAACGUUCUCGCGUUCGUUGUGACCUUCAGUUUCAUCAUAAUCCCUCAGUUAACCGUGGCCCCAAAGAACCACCUCCAAUUCACUGGACUGGAAUUUGUAACCGGGGCGGGUUAUUUUAGCGACACAGUGAUGUACUAUGGCUUUUACACCAAUUCGACCAUCCGGCACGGGGACGGCGGGGCCUCCUACAACAUGCAGCUGGCCUACAUCUUCACCAUCGGAGCGUAUUUGGUCACCUGCUUUUUCAGUUUGCUGUUCAGCAUGGCCAGGUAUUUCCGGAACAACUUCAUAAACCCCCAUGUUUACUCCCGAGGGAUUGCUAAACUCAUUUUUUGCUGGGAUUUCACCGUUACGCAUGAAAGUGCUGUAAAGCUGAAACAGAAGAAUCUGAGCACUGAGAUACAGGAGAACCUGUCAGAAAUCCGCCAGGAGAAUGUCAAGUUAACAUUCAAACAGCAGUUGGUCCACUUCUCUGCCCACCUGGCAGCCUGGGUUGUGUCUACGGGAGUGGCCAUUGCCUGCUGUGUGGCUGUUUAUUACCUGGCUGAGAAUAACUCAGAGUUCCUGGCGAACCACAGGGACCCCGGGGCGGUGCUGUUACUGCCUUUUGUUGUGUCCUGCAUCAACUUGGCUGUGCCUCGGUUCUACUCCAUGUUCAGGCUGGUGGAGCAUUAUGAGAUGCCAAGGCACGAAGUCUACAGCCUCCUGAUCCGGAACAUCUUUCUGAAAAUAUCAAUCAUUGGAAUUCUUUGUUACUAUUGGCUGAACAUCGUGGCCUUGGCUGGUGAAGAGUGUUGGGAAACCCUCAUUGGCCAGGAAAUCUACCGGCUCCUUCUGAUGGAUUUUGUGUUCUCUUUAGCUGAUUCCUUGCUGGGGGAGUUCCUGAGGAGAAUCAUUGGGACGCGGUUUAUCAGAAGUCUCGGCUUACAGGAGUUUGACAUUGCCAGGAAUGUCCUGGAACUGAUCUACGCACAGACUCUGGUGUGGAUUGGAACCUUCUUCUGCCCUCUGCUGCCCUUUAUCCAAAUGAUUACUCUCUUCAUCAUGUUUUAUGUCAAAAAUAUCAGCCUGAUGAUGAACUUCCAGCCUCCGAGCAAAGCCUGGCGGGCCUCACAGAUGAUGACUUUUUUCAUCCUAUUACUCUUCUUCCCGUCUUUAAUCGGGGUCCUGUGCACCCUGGCCAUCACCAUCUGGAGGUUGAAGCCUUCCGCCGGCUGUGGCCCGUUUCGAGGUCUGCCCUUCUUCAUUCAGUCCAUCUACAGCUGGAUCGACACCCUGAGUAAAAGGCCCAGCUACCUGUGGGUCGUUUGGAUCUACCAGAACCUCAUCGGAAGCGUGCACUUCUUCUUCAUCCUCACCCUCAUCGUGUUAAUCAUCACUUACCUUUACUGGCAGAUCACAGAGGGAAGGAAGAUUAUGAUCAGACUGCUCCAUGAACAGAUCAUCAAUGAGGGCAAAGACAAAAUGUUCCUGAUAGAAAAGUUACUCAAGCUGCAGGAUACAGAGAAGAGAGCAAACUCCACCUCAUUCAGGCUGGAAGGGAGAGACUCGGAGCAGUCGGGCUCUCUGCGUGUCAGGGAACACAUCGAUGCUAGAGACCUGCGAUUCAGGCGAUCAGUUCAAGAAGAUAAUCCGAAAGCCUGAUGAUUCUUGUGGUACCCAGACAGCAACCACAUAAAGGAAAGACGAGAAGGAUGGACCGGCUUCCUCCAGACACCUGGCCCUUUAGAAGCCUCCCGGAUGGGAAAUUCCAAGCCUUUAGCCAGGAGUGGAAACUGAUUUGACGUCAAUACUGGUGUAAAAUUGAGUAGUCCCUGCUGGUUCUUUUAUACCUGAAUAGCUGACUUUGUCAGACAAAAAUAUUUGAGAUUUUCCACUAAAGACUGUUGUUGUAUGUGAACAAAUUCACAAAAUGGGAAGAGAUAUGCCAAGAAUGAUGUCAUUUAUCUUUAAGAGAUAUACUUAUGAAUGAUUGAUCCUUAGAAAUCCCUCCUCCCAGAACACCCAGACCUGGCAAAGGUUUGCAAACAGGUACUCAGACAAGUGGUCCAGCCUGAAUAAAAAUGUGACCCUCAAUCAGGGACGUGCAGCCUCUCACUUGUGGAAUUUGCAUUUUCGUUCAAGACUUUGAACUGAAAACAGCCUCUUGUUACCCAAAGGUGAAAUACACCCAGAGGUCUGCUCUGUGACUC
Molecule: messenger RNA, 4432 nt
Organism: Sus scrofa (pig)
Lineage: Eukaryota; Metazoa; Chordata; Mammalia; Artiodactyla; Suidae
Gene: TMC5
Product: transmembrane channel like 5
Cellular component (GO): plasma membrane
Molecular function (GO): mechanosensitive monoatomic ion channel activity
Source: RefSeq, a predicted model, not a curated record